Messenger RNA from Habropoda laboriosa, 471 nucleotides. Its product is annotated as INO80 complex subunit C. Lineage: Eukaryota; Metazoa; Arthropoda; Insecta; Hymenoptera; Apidae. The transcript is spliced from 5 exons. Gene Ontology annotation, cellular component: Ino80 complex. The record is from RefSeq and is a predicted model, not a curated record. Gene Ontology annotation, biological process: chromatin remodeling. Bases 47 to 424 code for a protein of 125 amino acids.
GAGUUUAUAUUCGUCAGUAUUCGAUAUAUCGAUGGUGAAAUGAAAAAUGGUAAAUGACGAAGUAGUGGAAUUUAACAAGAAACCACAACCAGUUUUUAAGAAUCCAAUUUUCCAACAGAAAUUUCGAUCUACCAGUACCACUGGAAAAAAACGAACUUGGCGUUCUUUAAAGCAAGUUUUAGCUCAAGAACGCACUUUACCAUGGCCAGCAGAAGUGGUGCAUUAUAGCUCUAUUAAUGCACCGCCAAGUUUCAGACCAGCGAAAAAGUAUUCGGAUAUUUCUGGACUACCUGCACGAUAUACAGAUCCACAGACUAAAUUAUACUAUGCAACCGCAGAAGAAUUUGCAACAGUCCGAAGUCUACCGAUGGAUAUAACUGCUGGAUAUCUAGCGUUACGCGGCGCUUCCAGUAUUGUUGGAUAAAUGAAGAUAACCAAGAAUAAUUCCGAAAAUGAUUUAUGAUGCAGCAA